This is a messenger RNA of Ipomoea nil (Japanese morning glory), 972 nucleotides long. RefSeq lists its product as uncharacterized. The coding region runs from base 1 to 972 and encodes 323 amino acids. Lineage: Eukaryota; Viridiplantae; Streptophyta; Magnoliopsida; Solanales; Convolvulaceae. The transcript has a single exon. The record is from RefSeq and is a predicted model, not a curated record.
AUGGCCUGGACAGGAGGAACCACAAGUUCGCUCAGACCUCCCGGAUUUCAAUCGGAGGCUACAGCCCAAGUGACAGCCCCGACGGCGAUUCCGGCGACUAACACAGUCUUCGACCCAAAUGAUGCGGCAAGCCCCUAUUUCUUGCAUCUUAACGAGAACCCUGCAUUAAUCCUUGUUUCCACAACCCUAAAUGGACGAAACUAUCAUCCUUGGGCCAGAGCAAUGGAGAAGGCGCUCCUUUCUAAGAAUAAAUUAGGGUUCGUGGAUGGGACUGUGGCAGUGCCGGACGUUGGUGAUGUUAGGUUUCCCUACUGGAAAAGAUGCAACAACAUGGUUGCAACCUGGUUGAUGCGUUCGUUGUCACCUGAAAUUGCUCAAACUGUCCACUGGGUAGGAUCAGCAGAAAAGAUCUGGAAAACGUUGGAAUCAAGAUUCAGCGAGGCCGAUAUUUUCCGUGUCUCGGAUUUACAUGCUGAGAUUCAUCAAAUUCGACAGGGAGUUCUCAGUGUAGGAGCGUAUUUUGCCAAAUUGAAGAGUCUAUGGGAUGAGCUGCUGGUUAUAAGACUUCUCCCCACCUGCAAUUGUGCGCGAAAGUGUUCUUGUGGACUGCUUGAAAAACUUCAACUCCAUCUGGAUAAUGACAAUCUAUCCAUGUUCUUAAGGGGACUGAGUGACAGUUAUGCCUCAGUACAAUCGCAGAUCAUGAUGAUGAAACGGCUACCCUCUGUUGAUGGAGCAUUCUUGAUAGUCCAGCAACAGGAAAGGAGAUUCAACAAUGGAGGUAGUCUCUCUUCCCAAACUGCAGAUAACUUGAUUGCAGGGAACGUAUUCUUUAGUCAGACUGGAGGGGGUAAUUCAGGGGGCAAAAAACCCUACCCCAAUGGAAACAAGAAACCACUGUGUACCUAUUGUGGUUUCACUGGACACACAGUUGAAAAGUGCUACAAAAAGCACGGGUAUCCUCCCGGAUAG